Messenger RNA from Liolophura sinensis, 2560 nucleotides. RefSeq lists its product as uncharacterized. The record is from RefSeq and is a predicted model, not a curated record. The transcript has 3 exons. NCBI's taxonomy places the organism in Eukaryota, Metazoa, Mollusca, Polyplacophora, Chitonida, Chitonidae. The coding region runs from base 20 to 484 and encodes 154 amino acids.
AAUUAUCAAACUGGUGAAUAUGAAAACAACAGACCCUAACAUUGAUCGAAAAGUGGACACUAAAGCGGGACUGGUAAAUUUAGCCAGCUGGCAAACAACGGACGCUUGGCUACAGAGAAUGGGGAACCAAAACUCGGCUCAAAGCUCAUCCAAGAUUUGUCCCCGAGACGUCAGCAUAAACGCGUGUCCACGUGACCUGGGGUCCACCAACCAGGAAGUCAAGGAAUGCGCUAAGACCACGAAGAAUCUCAGCACAUGUGAUCAGUAUAGAGAAAGCUGUUGCUUAGCGGUGGAAGAGGCGGACUUCAUGUACAUGCCAUGUCCCAGUUUUGUAGCUGCCUGUGACAUCGACUUGCAUUUUCAAAUCCUCUUUGAGCGUGGGAUCUGGAGCAGUGGCCCCUUGGACAGGAACUCGUUGACCGUCAACGAUACUAUGCUUUGUAGAGCGGAGGAGCGACGUGAAGGACUAAGCCAAAAGACGUAGUGGUUAAAAGCUUCAUCAUCACAUUCCUGUCCCUUCGUUGUGUGCUUUAAUGGCUUAUAAUGAAUACCAAGGUGCCAUAGAAUCUACAUCGUAGUGUCACUGAUCUGAAAUCAGCGACUUCAAGCAUCGCCCAGAAUUAAGCCCAGCAAUGCUUACUGAAGCCGUUUUGAAGAAUCGCCAUGCAGGUAGAUGCAGACCGUAUCUGUUCCGCCAAUCUCCGAUUAUGCUCAAUCCGACAAGGGCGGAAAACUGUCAGUAGUGUGGAUUUCUUUCCAUGAAUCCACGUCAGACGGACAACUCACAAAAGAACUUGGUGACAUUAGGAUAUAAAAUCGGUAUUAUAUCGUUGGCCUGCUGUGAUUCAUACGAAGUUUGUGAAACUUUAGCUUUUCUGCUGUUGUGAAAAUUGCGUUGCCUAAAUUAUAUUUAAUGCAACAAACACAAACCGGGUGAAAACCAUGGUGAUUUUAGGAUGUAGAUUUUCGGUGUUUAAAGGAGCUAAUGGUGUUUGGAAAUUCAAGGAUCCUUGCUUAAAGAUAUAAAAUAUGUUUAUUUGGUGAAAUCAACUAUAAUGGAAACAAUAAAACAAUAUUCAACAGAAACGACAUAUGCUAAUACUUUGACAGAACUAGAUCUAGAACUGUUAAACUUUACAAUUAAUACACAACUACUCCUUGAUGUCAUGCUGAUGCAGAUUCGAUGUAAUACCAUUGAGUAUCCUGCCAGAAAACGUGAAGCAGCAAAACACGAAGAAAACAAUAUCCAGGAAGACACUGAGAAAGUUUAGAGGUAAAACCAAGGAUGCGAGUAUAUAAAGAUAAAACGAUUAGAAGAAUUAAAUAAUUUUUUUUCGAUAGGCUUAAAUUAUUUUUUGAUCAAAGGUGCCAAUUAUGGGUACGAAAGAGAUGAACUUUCUGUAAACCAAAGAAUGGCUAUAAUAACCUGUAUGCCCAAAGAGGGCAAAAACUCGACAUUAUUUACAAAGCUGGCUCAGUUUAAAAUAUAACAACAUUUCCUCCUCUGUAUUACAAUGUGGUUUUUUAAUUGACAAAUUCUGUAUUUCAAGAGGUUGCACACAAGGGGACCCUCUGUCACCACAUUUAUUUAUACUAUGUGUAGAGCACUAAUAAAAAAAAUUCAAAUUUAAAAGGAAUUACCGUAGGCGAGACACAAUACAACGUUAAUCACUUUGCAGAUGAUACAAGUCAACUCAUUCUUGUUAUAUAAUUACUCUGUACCAACUGGGAAUGGAAUGUGAUUUAGCAGACUGACCGCUCAAAACUCAAAAAACCUCAGUGACAAAUUAAAGCACCGUUUUUGGUCAGAAAUAUUUGAUUUUUGGGCAAUGUUUCAAGAAGAACACCCAUGUGAUAACUGAAAAUCAGCUGUAUCCCAAACUGUGUCCCAAAAUGAUAUUAGAAUAGGUUACCAAUCAGUGUUUUAUAUACAGUGGUAUUUAAAACGUAUCUAAUAUGUAAAUGACCUCUUACAUGCUAAUGGGACAGAGCUAAUGGGUUUUGGUGAAUUCAAGUUAAAUAUGGAAUUAACACUAACUUUAUGCAAUUUGCAGGUCUGUUUAAUGCUAAUAAAAAUUAUCUGCAGAAAUUCAAAAAGAGAGAAACAAACAUUGUGUACCCAAUAAUCGCAUAUCCUAAUAGUUUACUUUUGAAUGACAGAAAAUGCAUUUUAAGUACAAAUAGUUUCCUUUUUAAGAUACAUGUAAAAGGGUCAUCUCCGUGAGAUCUAUGCCAAAGAAAAACCAGAACUCUAGAAGAUUAAUCUUUUGAAUGUAGCAGAAGUAAUGAAUUCUGGGAUGAUAUAAGUGAGUGGUUCAAAACUUCCUCGCAUGGCCCAGUGAAUUUAACGAAACGGGUAGUUCUUCUGAGAAUGGACAGCACAGAUAAGGUCUUUGAUAGCAUGCUAAUUUUGGCUAAAUUGUGUAUUUAUCAGUGUAAGUUUAGAAAACAAAUGGCAAAAGCUUCAGCUUUUAAAUAUGUUCUUAGAUAAUAUUGGGAAAUUGAAAGGGUAUCCUUCUUAUAUUCAAGGAAAGAAUUAGCCUUUGACAGAUGAUAAGAA